Acanthoscelides obtectus is the source of this 2222-nucleotide messenger RNA. The record is from the annotation of a GenBank genome assembly. NCBI's taxonomy places the organism in Eukaryota, Metazoa, Arthropoda, Insecta, Coleoptera, Chrysomelidae.
GACUUUUGACUGACGUUUACCUAGACGUGAUUUUGACAUUCAUAUCAAUUUCCACUAGAAGGAUUUAUCUCUGAUUUCCACGUAGGUCUUCUACACCGGGUAUGAAUUUCUUGCAAAAUUAAAUUUUCAAGAACAUAAAUAUUACAGAAAAUGAAAAGUAUAAUGAGAUUGGCCUUGUUGAUUUUCUUCUUUUUUCUGGUCUACAUCUGCGUAAAUGGACAACCACGAAGACAGUCCUUUUCGCUCGCCGAGAGGGUGCAGCAGCUGACGGACAUGGCCAGCAAGAAAUCGGUGCUGAGAUUCAAUGGCAACAAAUUCAGAGAUUACUUGAAGGCCAGCCCUCGAAACUACUCUGUCAUUAUCAUGUUCACUGCCAUGGCAGCACAACGGCAAUGUCAAGUAUGUCGGCAUGCUAGUGAUGAGUUUACUAUUGUCGCAAAUUCGUAUAGGUAUUCUCAGUCGUACUCGAACAAAUUGUUCUUUGGAGUAGUUGACUUUGAUGAGGGGUCUGAUGUUUUCCAGAUGUUAAGAUUGAACACUGCCCCCGUUUUUAUGCAUUUCCCACCAAAGGGUAAACCCAAAGCUGCUGACACUAUGGAUAUUCAAAGAGUAGGUUUUGCUGCUGAAACAUUAGCCAAAUGGAUUGCUGAAAGGACUGAUAUCCAGAUUCGUGUGUUCAGACCUCCAAACUAUUCCGGAACGUUUGGUUUGGUCGUUCUGUUCGGCAUCGUCGCGGUAUUCCUGUAUGUACGCAGGAACAAUCUGGAGUUUCUCUACAACAAGACUAUGUGGGGCAUGGGUGCGUUAUUCUUUUGCCUCGCGAUGACCUCGGGGCAGAUGUGGAACCACAUCCGGGGACCUCCCUUCCUACAUAAGAGCAAUACAGGACAAAUCGCUUACAUCCAUGGAUCAUCACAAGGACAGUUUGUGUUCGAGACGUAUAUCGUUAUGUUCCUGAGUAUCCUUUAUUUUAUAAUUGUCAGAAAUUAUUGAUAUUGUACAGUGAGUGCGUGGAGUGCUAAUGUCACACUUUGAUAUGGAGGAAAAUGCAACCGACGCAUUGGCAAAAGUAAGCAUGGUUGUGUGAGAUGCCAAAAGAGUAUAGAAUCAGUAAACCUACUAUUCAAAUACAAGCACUCUCACCUAUGCGACGGCAACGUGAUCAGUUACAGAAUGCUUGCAUUGGCCCAUCAGUUUAUUAAAGAUGUCAUGUGUGGAUACUAUCGUGACACUUCGUAUCAUAUCCGCAAAAAAUCACUGAAAAUACAGACACAGAGUCGCGUUUUUGUAUUUUGAGUGAUUCAGUUGGAAACUAUUCUAAUAAAGCUACAGUUGAUAACAGUUAAAAUAAGUUAGUAGUGAUUUCCUAAAAUUCUUCUUCUUCAGUAUAAUUGACUCUUUAUUGUACUGAAGAAGGUCACUCUUCGGACUAAAACAUACAAUAAAGAAGAAUUUUAACCACAUGUGGUUUGAUUGGCCAGAUAAACAUGGAGGAUUAUCGACAAGAAAACCACAGGAUAAAUUUCAGAUGUUAAGUUGAUAGUGCACCCAAGAAAUAUGUUUGCAAAAAGGUGUUGGUUUUCGCAGAUCCUUCGUUGUUCAUAUACGAGGGUGGAUCAAAUAUAUACCGGUAGUAGUAAUAGUAUUACGAGAAGUGAAAAUGCUGUUUCACUUGUCACAUCCAUCGGUACAGAACACAUAAAUUGUAUCAGCAAUGAGUUAACAUCAGGUCCCAUCAUCUGAUGCGCAGUGUGUUAAAAUAGUUUUGGACUGAGGAAGGCGUUAAACCCAGCGAAAUUUUGACUUGAUUGAAAGUUCAGUAUUGGGAUGAUAUCCUGUCCAAAACUCAAGUAUUUGUUAAGGCCAAAAAGCUUAAGAGUAAAGGAGAAAGUGUGUAAAAUGUGAGUCAAACAACUUGCAAGGUCAUGUGUCAUCUGGUGACAACAAUGGUGCAGCUCAUGAUUGAAAGUGACAGGCGGCUUUCUAUUCAUCAUGGCUGCCGUACGAUUAAUCCUACCAACUACUACCAACUGUUUGGGAGGCAUCAGAAGCCGCAUGUAGAAGCAAAAUAGUUGACCGUCCUUCCGACAAUGCCACGGCACAUACAACUGAUUUGUUUGCUCCCAGUUUUGUGCAGUUGGUUGGUGACUCAACCUCAUACUUCUUACGAGGACGUAAUUUACUUACUUUGGAUGGUUGUCUAUACGAUUGGUCUUUAAUUA